AUGGACGACUGGCACAGCAAGGCAAACGAAGUGUACAAUUCACUCCAAGGGUCGGAUCAAGAGCCGUUGAACGACCUGCACCGCCGCCAGACACCAACGAGUUCAGCACGGCCUAUCGAUACCGCAGUCCCCACGUUCAUACCUCCGCCGAAUCAAGACAUCACCCCAGAAUUAAUUCAGCAAUCACUGAGUGUGCAACCGCAGAAUACGGCAUUGGUUGGCUCCAUAAUCCCUUACUUUCGAGAUGGCGUCAUCCAAAUCUUCUUGCAGCUGGAUGGCCCAGUAGCUACCACACUUGUGGUCAACUGCAGCACUUCUUUGCCGUGCGGCACAAUUGGAUUGGUCAACCCUCAGCCUAACCUUGCCUUGGUACCUCUGGUUGUGAAUCAAGGUCAAGGACAGCCUCAGACGGCGGUUGCCGAUUGUCAGUGCAUCGCAGUCAACAUUUACAAUCCUCAUAUCGUCACGUACUGGAUCCAGAAACUCAGCGAUGGCAGCGUCUAUUCAAUUCUCGGAAAUAAUGUAGUUAUGGAUAUUGACAAAAUGAAUACGACCCAGAGUACGGCUUUGACUCUGACCGCUCUAUCUCAGGGCGCCGCUAAACGCAGCUUUCAUGAUAAUGUUGUGUACAUUCCACCCGAAAAACGGCAACUCUGGAGCGUUCAAUGUGACUGGCCUUGCCCUUUCUACCACAUGAACAAGAUCAAGGGCACCGAUGGUUACUGCGGCUGCAUGUUCAACGAUGCAGGCAAGGAACUAGACGCCCGAGAACUGAUUGAGCCAAACCUGUACAAUUCAAAGAUGACUGAGAAAGCUUGUGCCGCCAUGACAUGUUUCAACAACGGAGGCGAUGCGACGCCGGCGCUCUUUCAUCCCUUCCACUUGACAUGUUGGUGUAUCACUCAACCCUACAUUGAUUCCAACCCCAGUGCUUGGAGUCCCUCGUCGGGAACAACAUCGUUCUGA
This is a messenger RNA of Cladophialophora psammophila CBS 110553, 966 nucleotides long. RefSeq lists its product as uncharacterized. The coding region runs from base 1 to 966 and encodes 321 amino acids. NCBI's taxonomy places the organism in Eukaryota, Fungi, Ascomycota, Eurotiomycetes, Chaetothyriales, Herpotrichiellaceae. The record is from RefSeq and is a predicted model, not a curated record. The transcript has a single exon.